AACCAUCACCAACAACACGGCAAAAUAAAAUGAGCGUCAAUGGUCACAGCGUGAAUGAAUGGAAUUAAUACAUGUCAUAGUUAAAUAGUUGUUACUGUAAUUAUUGAAUGUGUUUAUUAUCAUUAGAAAAGCACAACAUUCGAUCCAUCAGAUUCAUGUUUUGUUUUCAGCAUCGUUGAACUCGCGUCACUUCUCGUCUGAUGUGUCACUUUAAACCUGAUCUAUUAGUGUUUGUCACUUUUACAACCUAAUGAAGCGGCUCAGGUUAAAAUUUAACCAGUAACUGCCCUCCUCAUACAAAACCAGACGGCUGAUCGGACCCGGAAGUCUGAGGUGAAGUAGAGCAGGUGAGUCUGCGUUUAAAACCUGAAGAAAUGACACAUUUAAAAUUGAUCCACUAAAACGUGACUGAGACCCGUUUGUGAGGCAUUAAACUAAAACAGGAAACGUGAGGAGUUGAAAGGAUAAGAAGGUGUUUGUUCCGUGGUCACUGGGAGUUUUACCUCCACCUCUGCUGCUGCCGCUCGCUGGGUUUAAGCACCGUGCUACUAUUUCAGUACGUGGGGAUGAUGAUUGAAUAGGUUUGGACUAUAAAGUCAUUCUUUUUGAGUCCUGCAAAAAGUGAAAGUGAAAACUUUGCUCUAAAAUAUUUGUUGCGUUGCAUCUGCAGAUGGACCUCAGCCCAGAGCACGGUCGUCAUGGCAACAAACCAGUUAACAUUCUCAGCAGGUGGAUUCCGGUGGACAGCGAUGCUCGGGAUGAGCUCGUCCUGAAUGUACUGUUGCUAGGCGACAGGCAGAGUGGGAGGAGCUCUGUGGGGAAUGCUCUCAUUGGUGGGCAUGAAUUCCAAACGGGACGUCGCAUCUUCGGCGACUGUGUGACAGCAGAGUACCAGGUCCGAACCCGCAGGUACUCCAGGUACUUCAGGCGCCAGGGGGCUGAGUGUGACCUGGUCCUGAGAGUCGUGGACACGCCCCCUCUGCUGCCACACCCACAGAGCGUGGACACACUCUGCCCUGAGGGCGUGCACGUCCUGGUUCUUGUGGUCAGAGCCGACCUCACACAAGGAACGGGACCUCUGGGACGACAGGUGGAGAGGCUCUUUGGUCCCGGAUGGCGACGUCACGCCCUGCUUGUUCUCACGUAUGCUGACCUGGUCCAGGAGGCGGGGCUAGACCCAUCCAGCUACCUGACGCAGGCUGCUGAUUGGCUGCGCACGCUUGCAGGUGAAGUGACAGGCGGCGUCCUGUUCAUGGACGACAGCUGUGACUGGCCGUCGAUCAGAGGGGAACCGCUGAGGGCCCGAGUGCUCGACCUAUCAGCCAGAAACCACCACACGGCUCUGAGGGUCCCCCUGGACCCGACCUCCAGCACGCGGUCCCCUUCAGCUAUCAGCUAAC
Molecule: messenger RNA, 1400 nt
Organism: Betta splendens (Siamese fighting fish)
Lineage: Eukaryota; Metazoa; Chordata; Actinopteri; Anabantiformes; Osphronemidae
Product: GTPase IMAP family member GIMD1-like
Exons: 3
Coding region: 671-1399 (242 amino acids)
Molecular function (GO): GTP binding
Source: RefSeq, a predicted model, not a curated record